Talaromyces proteolyticus is the source of this 1677-nucleotide messenger RNA. Its product is annotated as fungal-specific transcription factor domain-containing protein. The transcript is spliced from 4 exons. Gene Ontology annotation, cellular component: nucleus. Bases 1 to 1677 code for a protein of 558 amino acids. The record is from RefSeq and is a predicted model, not a curated record. Gene Ontology annotation, molecular function: zinc ion binding; DNA-binding transcription factor activity, RNA polymerase II-specific; DNA binding. NCBI's taxonomy places the organism in Eukaryota, Fungi, Ascomycota, Eurotiomycetes, Eurotiales, Trichocomaceae. Gene Ontology annotation, biological process: regulation of DNA-templated transcription; DNA-templated transcription.
AUGCCUGGAGAAAAGCAAGCAACUGGCGCCAAUGCCACUUCGAACACAACCACAACAACCUCGCGACAGCGGCCAGGCUCAGCUUGUGAAGAGUGCCGAAGACGAAAGUUACGGUGUGAUAGACAACCGCAAUGCGGCAACUGUGUCGAGAGUGGAGUCAUUUGCACGACAACGACCGUCCGCCCAGCUCGUGGGCCCAAGAAAGGCCAUCUAAAAGCCUUGAAAGGGAGAAUAGCUACGCUCGAGCGUUGCAUUAUGGAGCAGCAAGGAGGUAUUGUUUUACCAGGUAGUGAUGGAUCACUAUCUCCCGUCGAAGAAAGCCAACAGCCCUGUAGUUCAGACGGGGAGAAUGGACAAGAAUCGAAGCUGUUAGACAUGCGACGUCUCUCUCUUCCUUCCCCGAUAGAUCACCAAAGCUAUGGAAUUCCCGAACUUGUGCGAGCUGAUCUUGACCAAUUAUACUUCGAAAGAGUACAUCCUCUAGUUCCUAUCCUACAAAGAGCUCGAUAUUUUACAUGGGCAAAAUCUCCAACAAAAUCCGAUUCGCGCAGCUGCUUACAAUACGCCAUGUGGACGCUGGCCGCCUCACUCUCGACUCACUGCCAGAGCAUCCGAGACUCUUUAUACACAGAAACCAAAAAACGACUUGAAGCACUCGAGUCAAAGGAUAGUGAGAUUGAUCUGUUCGAUAUAGAACAAGCACAAGCGUGGUUGUUACUAGCCAUCUACCAGUUCAUGAGGACCACUUACCGCAAGGGGUGGAUGAGCGCCGGGCGGCUUUUCCGUCUUGUCCAGCUCAUGAGAUUAUAUGAACUUGACAGUCCAAAUGAAAUUGCAACACAGCUUAUUGAACCGGAUUGGGUUGAAGUCGAAGAGAAGAGACGAACAUUUUGGAUGGCAUAUACACUAGAUCGAUUCGCCAAUAUCCGAAAGGGAUGGCCCAUCACGCUUACAGAGCAGAUUCUUACACGGCUUCCCAUGCCCGAAGCUGAAUUCCAGGGGGGCCAGCUCAUGAUUAUGGGCUUCUUAUCUGACUCGCUUGCUGGAAGUGACUUUAACCUCACUCCGCAGUCGUCGUUUUCCGAAUGUAUUCUUCUAGCCACCAUCUGCGGCCGAACCUUGUCGCAUCGGCAUUUGUCCAUGGUGGAUGGUCUUUAUGGAACGAAUCCGCAGGAGUUCUGGAGUCGACACGAGUGGAUUGACACCGCAUUAUCAACUAGGAUCUCUAUGCUAUCAUUGACUUAUCCCUUUCAACUUGAACACAUGGACCCAAUGCUGCUAUUCACAAAAAUGAUUGCACAGGCAACCAUUUUGAGUAUGCAGAAAAUUAUCGAAUCUGUCACAUGGGACAGUGAUGAGUAUAGUAAUCUAGUUCUUGAAUAUGAGCAGAGAGCCCGACUUGCUUCCAAAGAGAUUGUUGAGUUGGCGAGAGCGCUUACUCAUUUGAGUUACUUUAAAGUGCACCCUUUCACACCAAUUCCAUUGUGUAUCUGCGCAGAAUUUUUGAGCACAAGGGAUCGCGAAAUCGAUCCAAAAAUUGAGACACAACUGCAAGAAGUGCUCGAUGCACUACAAUAUCUUAAGAACGUCAAUGCUCUUGCGAAAGAAAAUCCGACUGUAUCACUUUGGUCCGAACUCAACAUGGACCCUUUUGAUUUUGAUCGGAGAAAACGUUAA